Messenger RNA from Gigantopelta aegis, 5763 nucleotides. RefSeq names its product serine/threonine-protein kinase SBK1-like. Lineage: Eukaryota; Metazoa; Mollusca; Gastropoda; Neomphalida; Peltospiridae. Gene Ontology annotation, molecular function: protein serine/threonine kinase activity; ATP binding. Gene Ontology annotation, biological process: peptidyl-serine phosphorylation; peptidyl-threonine phosphorylation. Bases 403 to 1461 code for a protein of 352 amino acids. The record is from RefSeq and is a predicted model, not a curated record. The transcript is spliced from 2 exons.
CACAAGCUGGAGCCAUGCCAAAGCUCGCUAUAGCUAGCGAGUUUCUCCGUUUCUCUCAUGUACCGUGCGCUUAAAGAGAGAGCGAGAGGUGUGCAUAUUUCCCCAGGUAUCACCGCACGCCGACUCCACAAAGUGCAUGUGCGGAUGUCCGCUUUAGGGUAUUGCAUGAAAUGCAACACACCUGGGCAACUGCAUUACCUCACCUGGUCUCGGAAGGCUUUUCCAGGUCGCCGUGCUUGUGGAGUAAAUACAUGACCAACAAACUCGCGUGUGUUUCGAGAAGUCAAAAAGAAAAAUGUUUCGUUGCUUUGGAAUGAUUGUUGUGAAAUAAGUGCUUCUCUGGAUUUAAGAUCCAUGGUCGUCUGGCCGGGCGACUGUUUGAAAUGACAGCUGGACGACCAGAUGGCGAACGACAGUGACUGGCGAAAGAUGAGCAAGGACAAGAGUCCGCGCAGCAGCACGUCUGACAACCUGCUGCAGCUGAACCUGAAGGAGCACUACGAGAUCCUGCGAGAGUUGGGCCGCGGCACGUACGGCAAGGCGCUGCUCGGCAAGUGCCGCGAGACGGGCACCAAGGUGUGCCUCAAGAUCCUGCCCAAGUGCAGCACCAAGCUGAGAGACUUCCAGAGGGAGUUCAACUUCAGCUACUUCCUGUCGCCGCACCAGAACAUCGUGGACACCUACAACGUGGCCUUCGAGACGAGAACGUCGUACGUGUUUGCGCAGGAGUACGCCCCGCACGGCGACCUCUUCGACGCCAUCCCGCCGCAGAUGGGAAUGACGGAGUCGCACGCGAAACACGUCAUCAAGCAGAUAGCGUCUGCGCUGGACUUCAUGCACAGCAAGAAGCUGGUCCACCGCGACAUCAAACCGGAAAACGUGCUCGUCUUCGACACCGAGUUCACAAAAGUGAAGCUCAUGGACUUCGGCAUGACCCGGAAGGACGGAAACAUGAUUCGGAAGACGAGCGGAAGCAUUCCGUACACGCCGCCGGAAAUAUGCGAAGCGGUUCGCAACGAGAACAUCAUCGUCGGCACGAGCGGCGACGUGUGGGCGUUCGGCGUGUUGUUGUUCUGCAUGCUGACCGGGAACUUCCCCUGGGAGAACGCCGACAUCGGCGACGUGUACUUCAACGAGUUCGUCCUGUGGCAGAGGAGAAAGACUACGAAACAGCCGUCGCAGUGGAGGCGGUUCACACCGCGCCUUAUGAGAUUCUUUCGCAAGGUGCUCGACAUCAAACCGGAGCGGCGGUGCCAGGUGAAGGAGAUCUGUAAGUACAUUAACGACGAGUGGACGUGCCCCAACAAAGUCGUUCCCGACAGCGACGAGGAGGAAGAGUUGUCUUCCGAUAACGAUCGCAUCGAACACUUGACGGCGCUGUUAGAGGACCAUGGGAUCGACACGAAGAUCGACAAGAGGAUCCGCGAGCGGCGGAUUUCCGAGUGGCUCCUGGCGCUAUGACUAGCCGGGGUCGUGAGGACGGGCCCGGUCCUCGAAAGGACUACGGACUUCCUGACAGACCUUCUGGACGUUACUGUAGACCUCGUAACAGUCCUUCUGCACGUAAGUCGGAUGGUUUUCUGGCCAACGGUGUACGUUCUGACGUGGGUGUUCAUUGUUGCGACUAUUUCCAUUUACAGCAAUUCUCGGACACCUGUGUUCAUGUGAGGAUUUACGUUUUUAUUUCAGACACUUCGGGAGGCCUUGACCUUGACCUAAUUCUUGUCUUGUGUUCAUGAUGUAAGGAUUUACGUUUAUUUCAGACACUUCUGGCCCCUGUUUUAAGAAGAGAUCUUACAGUUAAAAUCAACUUAAGUGCAUUAUGUGGCUAUACAGUUAAGGUGAUCUCAGCUCUAAGAUCGCUCGGUAAAACAGGGCCCAGGUUGCAUUGACCUUGACCUAUUCCUGUUGCGUUUUCAGGAGGCCGAUAGCUCAUGAACAAUUUGACUGGUAUUCAUCCUAUCCUAUUCAGUCAUAUUCAUUGAACAUUUGGAAAAAAAAAAAACAGUUUAGCGAACGACCGCGAGUGCUCCGCCUCCUGAACAUGUCCCAGGCUAUGGUACAGAAAUAGUUUACCUAACCAUUAUGAAAAUAGAAUUAUCUGAUCGACGUAAACCCAUCCAUUUUCGUCAACCUGUUUCUCUGAAGACAGGAAUAGGAAUAAUUUGAAUGCUACAAUAUAUUUCGAGCUACUGCUCGUCAAAUCCGAUCUGAAAUUUGAUUUGGCGAACAUAUUUCGUUAUAAAAUCAAAAAAAACAAUAUUUGAAGAACAGCAUAUUUAAUGAUGAUAUAAUAUUAUUGUGUUACGUUUUGUUUGGUUCAAACAUACAUUACAUUAUCGAAACAGAUUCGACAACAUGCUAAAAUAUUAUUAUUUUUCAGAUCAAACAACGGUAUGCACAAUCCAGACAUCUGCAUUCAUAUAAUUGAAAUUUAUUUUUUGUAUCCUUAUAAUUGAAACAAACUUUAAACUUUAAUUAUUGAAGCAAAAUCCUCCAAAUAAAAAAUAAAAUAAAUCCACCACUAAAUAUUCUAUUUCGGUUGGAUAUUGGACAUCGCGUAUGAAUACAUGCAUUUAUAUGGACCAACUGGAGGUUCACUGGGGCCAGGUUUCUAUUCUGAACUAUGUGUUAAACAAAAACAUCAUUAUUCAUCAACUAGGGAACACUGUGGCUUUAGCAUGUGUCAGUGGAUAACACAGCAGCGGUUCUGAACCAAUUAAAACGGGGAGGGGAACCCCCAGAGUCUACCCGAGGCGAACAUAGGUACAUUUCGAGGAGAGGAGUGUAGUCUAGGCGGAUAUCCACAGGAACGGCUACGGAGAUGUUCUAGGGAGGGACUCAAACGUCAAAAAUGGGGCAGCUACGUGCAUUAUAAAUUGUUAUAAAGGCGGUUUUUCCUAGAACUACAAAGCUGACCAAGAUAUUACAUCAAAAUCACUCAAAAUAAUUAAACCCAUUACAUUUAUACGUUAAACACAAAAUUAUUUUGACACUUUUAAAAACUAAGGGUAGGGGUGGGCACUCUCCUUGGAACCAGGCCACCCCCCCCCCCCCCCCCACACACACACACACACCCACACCCCCCACACACACACCACCACCACCACCACCGAGUUAUCUGCCACCACCCCCCACCCCCGAUUGUAUUGGAUCCUCUCGUCUGGCACCUUGAAGGUGGGGCGUGUGUGGUGGUAUUAAGUACCGAGGGUACACCCGAUUCAGAAUCGCUGCCUUAUGUUCGAGACAGACUGGUGUAGGCGGGGCGUAGCACGUCAUUUGACAACAGAAAAAUACUUUGCUAAAAGUCCUCAGUUUCGGACAUCUCAGGACGUUUUAAAAAUCACUGAAAGUGAUCAAAACGCACCGCGACUUUACUUUUACGCCGCGCCACGCCGCGCCACGCCGCGCCACGCCGCGCCACGCCACUCCGCGCUGCAUAAUUGUCUGUCUUAGGCAUUAGUCCCAAGAAAACCCCCAAAUAUUUGGAUGCAUGAUCGUCAUCAAAUAUCCAUCCAUUUGUUGUACAAAGACUUGUCAAAUCGUUCGGUGUUGUAGAUAACGUGUCUAUGUACAUUUAUCAUAUGACGUAGCUACUGUGUGAUACUGAUCCCAUUCUUUCCAUCCAGUUGUUGUCACGUGAUAUAACUGUAGCGGUAUAAUAAUUAUAUCCAUGGUUUUUUUUUUUAUACAUGUGCAAUCCAUCCAGAGGCGCUUUUACCAGGGUGUCUACGGUAUGCAGGAAUUGUAGUCUAGUUUUGUUUAGUGUUAUUUUUUUAUUUUUCUUCUAGAAAAAAUAAUGAAAUUGACGUACUAAAUGUUUUUGAAGUAGCUCUACUCAGUUUAAAAACUGAGACUAAUUUUUAGAUCUCAAUCUCUCGGUGUUAAUGUUGAAAACCAGUCACCGAUUCGCCUAGAUCAUAGCGUACCAAUGUUGACAACCAGUCGCAUGUUACUCUUUUAACGUCUAGAGUCUGCUGCGUUAGCAUGCUAGGGUGCUUCUUGUUUUUUUACCAAUCUUAGGUAAGUUUUUUUUUAGUUUAAACCUCUAGCAUACUGAGGUUGGACCUUUAUCGGAAUUUACCUCCAUUCUUAAGCAUCAGAGGCGGAUCUAGUGGGGGCAGGGGCCCGCCCCCCCCCCCCCCCCCACCUAAAUUUCGCGAUAGUUAUAAUUUUGUUAUAUAUUAAUUUUCAUUUUUUUACGAUCCCCUCCAAACCUCCCCCAAAGUUCCCUUGGCAUUCCAUCUCAUGUCACUGCCCCACCCCCACCCCCACCCCCAAUGGAUUUUUUUGAUCCGCCACUGAGCAUGGUAUGUUUGCAAACCGGUCAAAUGUUAAAUCUGAAUCCUAGCACAUUAGCGAAAUUGCUAGCCCGAGUACUCUGACUGUAAGACAGCUAGACGGACAUUUGGAUGGUUAUUAGCCCUUACAAUUUCCGUCUAGCUCUCUUACAGUCAGUACUCGGGCUACUAAAUUGCAUGCUACUUGGCUAGCAGUAUUGUUAAUUUCAACUGCUAGACAUUUAGUAUCCUUAGAUUGGAAACUAACCAUACUUCACUUCUUGGCCUGUAACGAGAUUUACAUUUGUGAAUAUUUUUGGAAACCGAUAAAAUAUUAAUGGUUAUUCAUGGUUCCACCUCCUUAUUCGUCAGUUAAAAGCAAAGACUUCACCCCCACCCCCUCCAAAAAAUAAAUAAAAAAUCAUGGUGAUUUUUUAGAAAUUUCACGAGUUAACGAAUAUUGCAUAAAUGGACAGUCACUGAAAGAUUUGGUUAUGUAAGCAUUCUAAAAUACGCACAUUUAGUUAUUUUCUACUCCUUUUUAGUUUUAACGUUUCACUCCUUCCCUAAUAAAAUCGAUCAUCCAUCUCUGCAUAUUAAAUAACAAUUCAGCACCGUGGCGCUCUCUAAAACAUGGCCCGAAAGGGAGAUAUUUUCCCCUUCACCGACACGUUAGCACAUGGGCGUACAUAGGGGAGGUUCGAUGGGUUCGACCGAACCCCCCCCCCCCCCCCCCUGAAAUCGCUUUUUUAAUAAUUUAAUAUAUUUGACAUUGAUAUCUGACAUUAUUAUAUUUACUCAACAUAGAAAUAUAUGCCCAAUAUCUCUUCAAUCUAUUUUGGAACCCCCCUUUUCAAAAUCCUAUGUAUUAGAAUGUACGCCCAUGUAGCAGUAGCCUUUUGUUAUUUGAAAACUUUAUUAUUUCCAGGACAUUGUGCACGGGGGAUGGUGGGUAGACUAUGGCGAGCGACGUUCUGUUUUUUUCGGUCGGGGGUGAUCGGGUCAUGUUCCCCCAGAAAAUACAUUUUAAAAACAAACACACCCCUCCUUGCAUUUGUGAUAUGCUCCGACAGCUGACGUAUACUUUUGUUUUGAAUUAAUCGCCAAUAAACGUCUCCCAUCUUCUCCCAUCCACGAAAGAAAAACAAAGGUUAACCAGGGCUUUGGUAAGAUUCAUCAAUAGUGUUUAAUUCGCCACUCAGUCACUUGUUUGAAUUUCACCUGUUUCAGUGUUGUGAAGUAAAGUGUUGACUAACUUACUGUACAUGUCGGUGUAUUGAAGACUGGUGUUUGUGCAGCGCCAGGUAUAUUUUUUAUUAAACGAAGAAGCAAUAAUGAGGAUUAAUGCAAACGUCGUGUUUGUGGUGUUCUAACAUUCGUUUACACUACGUGUUGUUUCUUUGUCUGUUGAUAAUAUACAUAUGUGUAUAAUCAUGUGUUAUUUGUGUAUGUAUGUUUGAUGAUGAAUAAAUGAUAACUUCUU